Eublepharis macularius is the source of this 1017-nucleotide messenger RNA. RefSeq names its product zinc finger BED domain-containing protein 5-like. NCBI's taxonomy places the organism in Eukaryota, Metazoa, Chordata, Lepidosauria, Squamata, Eublepharidae. The transcript has a single exon. The record is from RefSeq and is a predicted model, not a curated record. Bases 1 to 1017 code for a protein of 338 amino acids.
AUGGACAAGUUUUUGAAAAGGAAAGAACUGGACUCUGAACAAAAUUCAGAGCAAGAUGAGAGCCCAAGUAUGAGUGGGGAUCAAAAGAAAGCAAAGAUGGUUAGCUCAAGCAAAUUCUCUGGCACAAGGCAAUAUAGCGAAAGCUAUAUUUCAUUUGGAUUUACUUUCACCGGAGAUGCAAAGAAACCAACUCCACGGUGCGUGGUGUGUGGUGAAAAGCUAUCUAACAGUGCUAUGGUCCCAAGUAAACUUAAACGCCAUCUCCAAACGAAACACCCUUCGCUUCAAAACAAGAAUGCGGACUUUUUUGUUCGCCUGCGUGAAAACACGGAGAAACAGGCAACUUUCAUGAGAAAAACCACAAAGGUAAAUGAAAGAGCUCUUAAAGCUAGCUAUCAAGUUGCUGAACUUAUAGCCAAGUCAAAAAAGUCGCACACUGUGGCAGAGAAAUUAAUACUUCCCGCCUGCAAAGCUAUUGUAGAGGAGAUGCUCGGACCUGAAGCAGCUAAGGAAAUAGCCAAAGUCCCUCUCUCAGACAACACAAUUUCCAGACGUAUUAAUGACAUGUCUGCAGACAUCGAAAGUGUGGUUUUGGAAAAGAUCCGUAUCAGUGAGAAAUUUGCAUUGCAACUUGACGAGUCUACUGAUAUCAGUGGACAUGCUCAACUCUUGGCCAAUGUGCGUUUUGUGGAUGGUGAUGCAAUUAGAGAAAACUUCUUUUUUUGCAAGGCAUUGCCAGAAAAAACAACAGGAGAAGAAAUUUUUCGGGUCACAUCAGAAUACCUUGAACAAGGAGGACUUAAGUGGGAAAACUGCACAAGUGUCUGCACCGAUCGAGCUGCAGCCAUGGUUGGGCGCACCAAAGGCUUUGUGAGCAGAGUGAAGGAAAGAAAUCCAGAUGUGAUUGUUACGCAUUGUUUUUUACACCGUGAGGCCCUCGUAGCCGAGACUUUACCAGCAGACCUAGUUCCUGUGUUGGAUGAUGUUGUGCGCAUGGUAAACUUUGUAAAGUCAUGA